AUGUCAACAAAAUUUCUUUCAAAACUAAGCCAAAAUUUUAUUGAAUUAUUGGCGGAUGAUGAAUAUUAUGACGUUACAAUUGAAGUCGGAGAAGACCCUAAUGUGAAAAUCUUUCGUGCCCAUAUGAAUAUUUUGUGUUACCGUUCUCCAUAUUUACGACGAACCUUGGCUUCUAAUAAAAAGAAUAAAGAUAAUGCUUUAGCUCAUAUUAAAUUAUCAAAUAUAAUGUAUAUUUAUUGUGGUAUUCUUUCAUUGAACGAACAAGAUAAUUCAGAAAUUUUUAAAGUAUUAUUAGCUGCAGAUGAACUCCUUAUUCAAGAAUUAGUUGAUUAUUUACAAAAAUAUUUAAUUGAAAAUAAAACCGAGUGGAUGGAACAACAUUUUGAACUUAUUCAUAGAACAAGCUUUCAAUC
Molecule: messenger RNA, 413 nt
Organism: Rhizophagus irregularis DAOM 181602=DAOM 197198
Lineage: Eukaryota; Fungi; Glomeromycota; Glomeromycetes; Glomerales; Glomeraceae
Source: RefSeq, a predicted model, not a curated record